Erythranthe guttata (spotted monkey flower) is the source of this 1409-nucleotide messenger RNA. RefSeq names its product GDSL esterase/lipase At5g55050. Lineage: Eukaryota; Viridiplantae; Streptophyta; Magnoliopsida; Lamiales; Phrymaceae. Gene Ontology annotation, molecular function: hydrolase activity, acting on ester bonds. The record is from RefSeq and is a predicted model, not a curated record.
AAACAGCUACUGCAUGUUCACAUUUCACUAUCAUACAAGCACAGCCUUAGAUUUUCUCCAAUGUCCCUAUAAAAACCCAAACUUAGUUUCUUCUAUAUAAUAUAUAAUAAAUUCAUAUAAGGAAAAAUAUAUCUGAAAUUAAUUAUAUAUGGCAUUCUUUUUGGGAGAUAAAUUAAUGUCACCAUUUUUUUCUUGUGUGGUUCUAUGUUGUUUGGCGGUGUUGUUUUCGUGCAGUAGUAAUGUAUCGAAAGCUGAUCAAACGGUUGUACCGGCAAUGUACGUGUUUGGAGAUUCACUAGUAGAUGUUGGCAACAACAACUACUUGCCACUUUCUGUUAUCAAAGCUGACUUUCCGUACAACGGUAUUGACUUUCCCGGUCACAAGCCCACAGGCAGAUUCUCCAACGGCAAAAAUGCAGCUGACAUAAUUGCGGAGAAAUUGGGGGUAACAACGCCGCCGCCGUAUCUAUCCAAACCAAACAAUGUUUUUCUCAAAGGUGUAAGCUUUGCCUCAGGCGGAGCUGGAAUCUUUAACACCACGGGCGAGAGCCUCAUUAAACACACGAUCCCGAUGGCUCACCAAGUGGGCCAUUUCUCAAGUGUUCGUCAGAUUCUAGUGAAAGCAAUGGGGUCGUCAAAUGCUGUGCAGGAGCACUUCUCGAAAUCAUUCUUUCCCAUCGUAAUUGGAAGCAAUGACAUUAUUAACUAUUUCACGACGGGCUCCGACCUGUCCGAGAAAAACUCCCCUCAGCAACAUGUUACUCUAAUGGUUUCCACCCUCAAAGAACUGCUCAAGGGAAUAUACGGUCUAGGAGGAAGGAAAUUUUUGGUAAUUGGAGUAGCACCAAUAGGAUGCGCGCCCAAGCAAAGAUAUAAGAACACGACCAAUGAAUGCAACAACCAAGUAAACUACUGGUCGAAAAAGUACAACGAAGAGCUCACACAGAUGUUGCCUGCUCUGAAAUCAGAGCUCAAAGAUUUCCACUACACUUACUUCGAUGUGUAUCGUGUAUUCGUCAACUUCAUCGAAAGUCCAGCAGCUUACGGUUUCAGUGAGACGAAAGCUGCUUGCUGCGGACUGGGAAGACUGAGGGCAAAGAUUCCCUGCACGCCUCUUUCUCAGUAUUGUUCGAACAGAAGUGCUCAUCUUUUCUGGGACAUUUACCAUCCCACUGAAGCGGCUGCUCGAAUUUUCAUCGAUAUGCUUUUUGCUGGCUCGCCAGAUUAUGUAUCCCCGAUAACCCUCAAGCAGCUAAUUGCUGUAUAAAACCUAUCACGAUCCAUGAGUGAGGAUUAUGAAUUUUCCCUUCGAUUCUUGGAUUAGUAGUUAGUUUUCUGCAUUUGCUUUGUGUGUAUAUGCAAAGAAUGUUUAUUUAUUUUCAAUACAAUAUGGAAGCAGCAAAUUCUGA